UCCGAUCUUCCAACUUGCUUCCAACCAUCCUUUCUUCCAAUGCAACCGACCCUCAAAGAGUCCUGGAUGUCGUAUCUCAAAUCGACUCUCCACUUCUUGUUCACCUUUGGCGCUGCGGUUGGCCUCGUCCUUGUCCCUGGCACUUCGCCGACGUUUGACCUCGCCAUGCGCUUACUGGGCCUCUUCGCCACGGCCUACGCUGCCAGUGCAUCGCAAGUCUCAGUCGAGCUAAGAGAACUAAGCACUAUUGCGAUUACCGCGGCCUUCGCUGCGGAAGUAAUCUUUGCAAUGUGGCCAUUCACGUUUGGCCCGAUGCGCGAAACUCCUGGUCUCUGCAGCAAGUUGCUGCUCGCUGUUGCUGCCGAUGUUGUCGCAUUCUGCUUGGUACUAGCAUGGGGAAGCCGACACGAGGAAACUACAGGUCGGCAAUGCCGCAUUAAGGCCAUCCUGGGGCAUGUUGGCGGGAUCACUUCUAUCGGCUCCAAUUCUAGAGACAACAAGAUUUCCGAAUCCGCAGAUGAUCAGACCGGUCUUAGGAAACAAUUGAUAGUAUAG
Molecule: messenger RNA, 555 nt
Organism: Mycena indigotica
Lineage: Eukaryota; Fungi; Basidiomycota; Agaricomycetes; Agaricales; Mycenaceae
Exons: 3
Coding region: 40-555 (171 amino acids)
Source: RefSeq, a predicted model, not a curated record